Messenger RNA from Babjeviella inositovora NRRL Y-12698, 1828 nucleotides. RefSeq lists its product as uncharacterized. The record is from RefSeq and is a predicted model, not a curated record. Gene Ontology annotation, biological process: protein phosphorylation. Bases 43 to 1635 code for a protein of 530 amino acids. Gene Ontology annotation, molecular function: ATP binding; protein kinase activity. NCBI's taxonomy places the organism in Eukaryota, Fungi, Ascomycota, Pichiomycetes, Serinales. The transcript has a single exon.
UUCUUCUCUUUACAUACUUUUCCGCAAGCUCCCCCUCCAGAGAUGUUUGACAAUUUAAGGGCAUAUAUCAGGCAUGGGAAACAGGCCGGUGACUUGAACAAUCGAAAGGCUCAGGCAUCGGUGGCCAUUUCGCACCCACUGAAUCCCAUGGGUAAUUUCCCCAACGGGAUUCCGCUUCACACCGAGUUUGCAGCGCAAGACGCGUACAAGACAUCUCUGCCGGUCCACGAAACGGACUCGGCACAUAUGGACGACGCCACGCGGGUGGGAUCAUUGGGGACUGUCUCCUCAGAGCCACUCCUUUCCCCAAUUGAGUUUAAGGAGAAAGAACACAACUACCAAGCGGUAGCAACCCACAUCGUUCAGGAGGAGAACCAGGACCGCCAGCAUAAAUCAAAGUACCCGGCGUUGCAAGGCAAGUACCAGAUCUUGGGACGAAUGGGCGAGGGAGCGUUUUCGGUAGUGUACCGCGCGCUCGACUUGGCCCUGCAGACAGAGGUAGCGAUCAAGAUCAUCGACAAGCAGCAGAUGGACCGCUCGCAGAAGCAGGCGGUGUUGAAGGAGGUGACGAUCAUGCGGCAGUUGCACCACCCGAAUAUCGUCAAGUUUAUUACGUUUAUCGAUGCGGACGACUACUAUUACAUCGUCCAGGAGCUUGUACCGGGCGGCGAGAUCUUCAGCCCGAUUGUCAAGUAUACGUACUUUUCGGAAGAUUUGGCGCGGCACGUGAUUAUUCAGGUGGCUCAGGCGUUGCAGUAUCUCCACGAGAACAUCGGGGUGGUGCAUCGCGACUUAAAGCCAGAAAACUUGCUUUUCUAUCCGAUUCCGGUGAAGCCGCUGAUGAACCCGAUUGCGAAGUUGCGCAAGUCGGACGAUCCGUAUACAAAGGUGGAUGAGGGUGAGUUUGAGCCGGGGGUGGGCGGCGGUGGAAUCGGGGUAGUGAAGCUUGCUGAUUUUGGGUUGUCAAAGCAGGUUUGGUAUGACAACACCGGCACUCCCUGCGGGACGGUUGGCUACACGGCGCCGGAAAUUGUCAAGGACGAGACGUACUCCAUGGAAGUGGACAUGUGGGCGCUUGGCUGUGUGUUGUACACGUUGCUCUGCGGCUUUCCGCCGUUCUACGACGAGAGAAUCGACCAGUUGACGCAGAAGGUGCUGAAGGGAGAGUACGAGUUUCUUCGUCCGUGGUGGGACGAAAUUAGCGUCGAAGCCAAGCAAUGCGUGCAGAACUUGUUGUGUGUGGACAAGACGCAGCGGUACACGAUCGUGGACUUGUUAAACGACCCGUGGAUCAAGUGUCAGGGGAAGCAGGGCUUCCAGCUGUUCCGGAUGCCUGAGAAGGCACGCAAUGCGGUGCUGGCACAUUUGAUGGCCGAUACCGUCACCGCCAACACGCCGUCCGCCAGAGCCAUGAAGGACGCGUUCGACAUCUCGGUUGCCUACUAUAGAGAGCAGGAGGAGGUGCCGCGGCUGACCUUGUUGGACUCGAUGAUUGAGGAGGAUGAGGAUGAGCCGAUGAAUAUGACCAUUCCGCUCGAGCAGCAGCAGAACGUGCCAGGCGGCUUCGAUUUGAGUUUGAGUGGUGCCACGAUUUUGGAGAGACGCAACCGCAAGCGCGCGCCAAUCUUAGCGUGAGGUUUCUGGUAGUUUUAUUGCUUUAUUCUAGAUUUUUUUUUGCCACAGGCAAUGCCAAGGCGUUGCUUCGUAUGGGUUAAGAGUUUACGGACUAAGAAGAGAAAACUAUAGAGACACUGGAAAGCAGGAGAUUUAACUCUGGGCAUGUAUCAUUUAUUAAUUCAAUACUCGCGGAUAGCUCCUACCUCGGCCA